AUGGCUCCCACCCACAUCUUCGCUAAUCCUCUCGCAGGCUGGGGCCACGUCCGCCCGUGCUUGAACCUCUGUGUUCUCCUAGCCAAGUUCAGUCCCGACGUUCACUGCACCGUCCUCGUGAACAGCGUCUUCCACGGACUGGCGUCGCUGGAACUGGCUAGGAGCUUGGAAGACGAAAGCCUUGCGUCCCGCGUGCGGCUAGUGUCCGGCGGAGACGUCAGCAACUUUCUCGGCGCCGCACCAGGACAUGAAGCCGAUUUUGAAAACAUGUGGCGUGCGAUCGAUGCAGGGAAGGAGGUGACCUGCGCAUCUACCGGCAAAACGUUCCCCGCGUUGCCCAAACCCUCCGUCGUGAUCAUUGACUCGAUUGCCAUCGACGCACACAAGACCAUUCGGGAGGUCAGCGGGGACUCAGUCAAGAUCUACACCAAUCUCGUAGGGAUGCUUGCUGCCACCUUGCAGACGUUCAGCCCCAAAUAUAUCGGUGGGCGUGGAAGCAUAGACAGUGAGAUCAAGGAGGAAGUCGCGCGCACAGGCAAAUCUUACGACGAGGUUGGCAUGGAGUUCUGUCUCAAGUCCACUGGCCGAGUCGUCAAGGUCCCCGGCCUCCCUCCAAUGUACGACUACGAAGCCAAUCCCCAACAGUUCACCUUCCCAGGGUACGAAGCGGCGCUCCUGAAGAUGUAUACACACGUCUUCGACCUGAUCGAGUCCACGGCCGGCGCGUUCCUCAUCACCGCGGAGUCGUACGAGCCCGAGGCCGUCGCUGCCGUGCGCGACUGGUUCGGGAAGACUGGACGGCCCGUGUACGCGAUGGGCCCGCUCCUCCCGCCGUCGUCGGUCGAGUUCGUGCUCGAGAAGGAGAAGGCGGCAUCGCUGAACGGCCCAUCGAUCUUCAAGUUCCUCGACGACACGCUUGCGACGUCUGGCCCGAACUCGGUGCUUUACAUGUCUCUCGGAUCCGCCUUCUGGCCAGUCAGCUCCCCCGAGAAGCUCUGGGCGGUCUUGGACGUGAUCAUGGAGCUGAACAUCCCAUUCAUCUUCAGCCACGCCUCCCCGAUGGCCCAGAUCCCCGACGAGAUGCGCGCCAAGGUGGACGCCUACGGCAAGGGAGUCCUCUCGCCCUGGUCCCCGCAGCAGUCCAUCCUCCACCACCCCGCCACGGGCUGGUACAUCAGCCACGGCGGGCACAACAGCGUGACGGAGGCGAUCGUCGCGGGCGUGCCGAUGAUCAUGUGGCCGUUUACGGGCGACCAGGCGCAGAACGCGUGCACGAUCACCGACAACUGGGCGGUCGGCUACGAGCUGCUCGAGGUGCGCACCGGGGACGGCCUCAAGCCCAUCUGCCGCACCGGGUACACGCCUGUCGGGACGGUCGAGGCGGUCACGAAGGAGGCGCGGGAGGUGCUGGGCAAGGCGUUCGGGGAGGACGGGAAGAAGAAGCGGGCGGCGUUGGCCCCGCUGACGAAGGCGAUGCAAGGCGAGUGGGAGGAAAACGGGACCGCGAAGAAGGACCUCCUCGCGUUCCUUUCGACGCUCUGA
Molecule: messenger RNA, 1542 nt
Organism: Epithele typhae
Lineage: Eukaryota; Fungi; Basidiomycota; Agaricomycetes; Polyporales; Epitheliaceae
Product: UDP-Glycosyltransferase/glycogen phosphorylase
Exons: 9
Coding region: 1-1542 (513 amino acids)
Molecular function (GO): UDP-glycosyltransferase activity
Source: RefSeq, a predicted model, not a curated record